CUAAAGCAACAAUUAAUCGAACAGGACUAAGAUAGACAGCUCCUAAUGGCAGGAAAGGCCACAACAGCUUGGUUCAAUGUCGCAGAGUUCCAAGAUGUAUAUAAGGAACUAUUUAGCGAUGAGCUGUCCUUACAGAAACAUGCACUUGAUCGUAUCGAUAUAUGGAGGAGUCGGUCCAACAAUAAGCUAUCAUCAGCCAUUGACUGUACAGCAUCUGUUGUUCUGGCUAAGAUAGCAGAUUCAACUGAUGGGGAUGAUAAGAAUAGUGUACAGUUCAUGUAUGGAAUGGCUGUGUUGAGGUACGUCAAUCUAAUAGUUGAAAAACAACAAGAGGGAGCAAACUGGUCCAGACCGAUGCACGUCAUGGCUGAAGAGGUUGGUGUUCCUCAGUGGAUUGUAGACCUAAGGAAUAAUGUUGCCCAUAAUAACAUGCCUAGUAUAGCUGUACUAAGACUUGCUGCUGAUUUUGCACUUGGCUGGCUGAAGCAGGAAUACUGGGAGACACAACUUGAGGGUGUUGAUGAUUCAGAGUAUGCACAGAGAAGUUGUGACUUGCUCAAUGGUUACAUAAAGCAAAGGGAACAAGAGGCGAAUGAUGAUGAGAUUGAUAUGACAGAAACCUUGACUAACAUUGAUGAUUUUGUCACCAAAAACGAUUGCGAAAUAUUUCUUAAUGUAUUUGUAUCAAGCUACUUGUUUGCAAAGUUUCCAUCAACCAACAUGGAGAAAGAUAGCCAAUUGACAUCGUGUUUGCAAUUUUGGAAACCUAUCCUCAGAUUGAUCAAUAAGGCGAGAUUGUCUUCUGUGUUGUUUUACACACUAAUUGAUAAGCUUACAAAUAGUUAUGACCCACUUAUUCAUAGAAUGGCUUCCAAAAUUGUCCAAGACCUCAGAUAUGUUAGAGCAGAAGGUGCUAUUUUCACAAAUGCUCACAAUGUGAAUUGGAAGAUAAUGUUAGAUAAAUGUGUAGCCGCAAACAAUGUUGAGGUCGUUGAUAUAAUCAAGGCUAUAAUGCCAGAGGUACCUGGUAUGACCAGGAACACCAAAGACAAGCUUGAUGCCCUCACCGAUCUGUACUCUGGGUCUACUAUAGAUGACAGUGUCAUGACUAGUGAUGUUCAUCGUUUGGACGAUUUAUCUCCUAUAAAUAGUGAGAUAUCCUAUGUUAUAUCCAAUGGGUCAGUAGAUUGGUCACGCUACCCUAUUGGAACAUGCCCGGCUGUUAACAUAUCGAGCACAAACUUAGAACUGGAUUUGAAUACUGUGACGCAAUGUUGUGAUUCAGCUACUCCAGUUGACAUGGAGCUUUCUGAUGGAGCCCCUUGCAAGCAGCGUACAGUUUUAACUGAACUGGAGGGACUUGGGAAUUAUAUUAAACUGUUUUAAUUCACUUAAAUGUGGAUGCCACACCUAUUAGCCUAAUCAUGUAUAACUUUU
This is a messenger RNA of Owenia fusiformis, 1437 nucleotides long. Lineage: Eukaryota; Metazoa; Annelida; Polychaeta; Sabellida; Oweniidae. The record is from the annotation of a GenBank genome assembly.